Molecule: messenger RNA, 1050 nt
Organism: Paramecium octaurelia
Lineage: Eukaryota; Ciliophora; Oligohymenophorea; Peniculida; Parameciidae
Source: the annotation of a GenBank genome assembly
AUGGAAGAGAAUGUAGUUAUUGGAAAUAAAUAUUCAUAUUGCAAAAAUAAGAACAUAGUGAUUGGAUCAUUUACACAAAUAAUUUUAGGCUAAAAUUUAUAAACUCAAGAGGCUUUAGCGUUUAAAAUUAAGUAAAAAAUUAACUCUAAGUAAAAUUUUUAUUUUAUUAGUCAAGUAAUAUAAUAUAUGGAUUAAUUGUGGAUUAAGUGGAAAUACAUAAUGUAAUAGCAGAAUUAGUAAAAAAUGCUAUUUGUCCAUUUAUCAGUAAAACCUACGAAUGCUUAGAGAUAUAAGAUAAUAUAAUUUUCGUUAUGGAAUUGUGCAAUUAAGGAUCUUUAGAGUAAAAAAUUCGAAGAAAAAAGAAGAUUCAAGAAGAUGAAGCCUUAUUCAUUUUGUUUUAAAUGCUGUAGGCACUUGCUCUAUUGGCUAAAAAUAAUAUUGCUCAUAGAAAUAUUAAACCUGAACAUAUUUUAAUUAAGGAUGAAGUUUAUAAAUUAGGAGGCUUUAGUUUUGCUGAGUAAAAGCCAACCUAUAAAACUAAGCUUGGUACUUUAGUAUAUUUGGCACCUGAAAUUUUUACUAAUGAUGAUUAUGAUCAAAAAGUAGAUAUGUGGUCUUUAGGAUUGGUUAUUCAUCAGGCGCUCUUUGGAGAACUAUAUUAUUUUGGAUAGGACCAUAAUAAAAUCAAAGAAUCUAUUUAAACUAAGUAGUACGAUAUUAACGAUUAGAAAUAUGAUAUUUCGGAUGAAUUUAAGGUGUUGUUGAGUUAAAUGAUUCAAAAAGAUCCUAAAUAAGUAAAUAAUCAAAUUUAAUUCAUUUUAGAGAAUCUCAGCAGAAGAUGCACUUCAGUAAUUUGGGAUAUUCAACAAAUUUCAAACUGACCCAAGAUACAUAAAAAUAAUGGAAGAUGAAAAAUAAUUGUUGAAAUAGUUUGAAGAAACUAGACAAUAGAUUUAAAUUUAGGGACAAGAAGGUAUAGAAUAAUAAAGGCAGUUUUAAUCUUAGUGAUUUAACUUAAUACUAAAAUGAAAUACAGAAAGCAAAGUAGAG